Paramecium pentaurelia is the source of this 621-nucleotide messenger RNA. NCBI's taxonomy places the organism in Eukaryota, Ciliophora, Oligohymenophorea, Peniculida, Parameciidae. The record is from the annotation of a GenBank genome assembly.
AAUGUAAGGAAAAGCAAAAAAAGGAUAACGGAAAGCAAAAGCAGGUCAUUCAUUCCGUUAAGAACUUAGUGAAAAGUAAAAGAAGGAUAUUAAAGAAGCUUUUGACUUAUUUGAUGUAGAUGGAUCAGGUUGUUAUAAUUAUUUUAUUCCUUUUAGGUACUAUUGAUGAGAAAGAAUUAAAAGUUGCACUAAGAGCUUUAGGCUUUGAACCUGGCAAAGAAGAAAUUUAAAACCUUAAAUAAAACCUCAAUAAUAACAAUGAUUCAAAGGAAAAUAAAAAUACUAUUGAUUUUAAUGAGUUUCUUUAAAUUAUGACAGAGAAAAUGGUAUACAUUAAAUUUUAAUCAAUCAACUUUAGAAUGCGAAGGAAUCUCAAGAAGAAAUAGAAAGAGCUUUUCAUUUAUUUUCUUAGGGUAAUGAUAAUUUCAUUACUUUUGAAAAUUUAAAAAAAGUAGCUCUAGAAUUAGGAGAGACAAUGUCAGAUGAUGAAUUAAAAUUAAUGAUUUAAGAAGCAAAUAGCAAAAAUCCAAGGUAGAAAUAUAUAUAAAUAGUGAUAUUAGUUAAGGAUAUGUGACUAAGGAUUAAUUUUACGAUGUAUUAUCUAGAGCAACUAAUUAAUGA